Molecule: messenger RNA, 2252 nt
Organism: Acipenser ruthenus (sterlet)
Lineage: Eukaryota; Metazoa; Chordata; Actinopteri; Acipenseriformes; Acipenseridae
Product: vertebrate ancient opsin-like
Exons: 4
Coding region: 251-1435 (394 amino acids)
Biological process (GO): G protein-coupled receptor signaling pathway; visual perception
Cellular component (GO): photoreceptor outer segment; membrane
Molecular function (GO): G protein-coupled receptor activity
Source: RefSeq, a predicted model, not a curated record
GGAGCACAGCCAAAUGAAUACUUGUGCCUACAAGGUACCUCUUAAGACCUAAAAACCUGAUUUCUGCAAAGGGGGAAACUUUAUUUGGACUUCUUUUGGUAUCUGAAAAUCCAACAAACUAUCUCGUUUUACUAGAAACGAUUACCAAAGUUAACAAUAUUUGUUAAUUGACUGUAAAAUCUCACAAAAACAAACAAACAGGCACAUAACUUAAAAAGUGUACACGUUUUCUUAACAUAGACACGCUGACAUGAUUGUGUCCAACGUUAGCUUCGGUUGCACUAAGGCUAAUAGCGCUUGGUGUGUAAGCAGUAAUGAUGGGCACUUGGAGGCUGCGGCAAACUGUAGUCUGAGUCCUACUGGACAUCUGAUAGUGGCUGUGUGUCUGGGUUUUAUCGGCACCUUUGGGUUUUCAAACAACUUGCUGGUUCUUGCGCUUUUCUGCCGCUUCAAAGUGCUGCGAUCACCCAUAAACCUGCUGCUGGUGAAUAUUUCAGUCAGCGAUCUGCUCGUCUGUGUGGUGGGGACUCCUUUUAGUUUUGCGGCCAGCACGCAGGGACGCUGGCUAAUUGGGAAAACGGGAUGUGUCUGGUAUGGUUUUAUAAAUUCUUGUUUGGGUACCGUGUCUCUUAUUUCCCUGGCUGUGCUUUCCUAUGAGCGCUACUGUACAAUGAUGGGCAAAACAGAGGCAGAUGCCACAAACUACAAAAAAAUAGCCAUGGGCAUUUUGCUUUCCUGGGGCUAUUCUUUACUGUGGACUUUACCUCCACUGUUUGGAUGGAGUAGCUAUGGCCCUGAGGGUCCUGGAACAACAUGCUCAGUAAACUGGUACGCUAAGGAUGCAAACAACAUCUCUUACAUCGUAUGCCUCUUUAUCUUCUGUCUUGUAAUACCGUUUUUGGUCAUAUGCUACUGUUAUGGAAAGUUGCUGUAUGCAGUCAAGCAGGUGAGUGGUGUUAAUAAAGGCAUGGGACGAACACGAGAGCAGCGGGUCCUCCUCAUGGUGGUUACCAUGGUGAUCUGCUUCCUGCUGUGCUGGCUGCCCUACGGGAUAGUCGCUCUUCUGGCCACAUUUGGGAAGCCUGGUCUCAUUACACCAGAGGCCAGCAUCAUCCCAUCACUGCUGGCAAAAACCAGCACAGUUGUCAACCCGAUCAUAUACAUAUUUAUGAACAAACAGUUCUACAGAUGCUUUCAAACUUUUGUGAGAUGCCCAAAUCCUUCGUUCACCUCAAGCUUCAGGAAUACCUCCAAGACGACCAAACCGGGUCGAAAAAGCAGAAAGGUAGAGACCAACAACAUAUGCAUUGCAGUGGCUUCUAUGGGUCAGCCAUCUACCUUUAUUCAGAACCGGACAAAUAGCAAUGGUGAACAGGGAUUGUCUGUCAUGGGGUCAAAGCCUGUAGUGUCACUUGUUGCUCAUUAUAACGGCUGACAUGCAGUAGAAGGAAUAUUGAACAAUAUGAUUGUCAAUAUCCCUGUCUGAAAAUGGGACAAAAGACACAGCAAUUGUCUGAACAGACUAUUCAGUGUUACAAAUGGACUUUGCGGUUCAAUACACAGUCUGAAGAUGUAGCAAUUGAUUACAACUUGUUCCUAUGAGAUUUCAAUUGAACAGCACCAAGAUCUUGUUGAAGAAGUUGAUGGAUUUUAUUUUUACAAGAUGAAAGCAAUUUGGUACUGCAGCUUGCCAGGAUGAAAAAGAAAAUACUAAGCACUACAAAAAAAUAGUAAGCACAUUUUUUUCAGUGCAUGUAAAUACUGCAAAUAGAAAGGCAUUAAUGAGGUUUGUUUUACAGAUUAAUCCAUUGCGCUGUGUACAGUAUACUCCUGUAAAUAACCACUCUAUAAAAUGUAAAUGUUGAACCAUUCAAAGGCUUUCAAACUUUCAGUUUGCCUUCUGUAUUUAAUAAUGUAAAAAAGGGAAGGAUUUUAAAGGUGGGCCAUAUAGUAUGUCCAUACUUUAAUGUCCAUCUACUUUCUAACAAACACAGUAAUUUCAAAAACUGUAGUAAAUGCAUAGUAUAACCAUGGCAAAAGCAUGAGAAAACUGCUAAAUUACUGUGGUAAAUGUUGCCUCUCGGUUGUAACUUGCAAUCCUAAGCUUUUGUGAGAUGCCCAAAUCCUUUGUUCACCUUGAGCUUCAGGAGUACCUCCAAGAGGCCAAACAGGGUCAAAAAAGUUAUAUGGCAUUAUGCUAGCAUGAAUGUUUGUUCAAUGUGGUGAUCUUUUAUAUAACUGAAAUAAAUUAA